Theobroma umbraticum is the source of this 1372-nucleotide messenger RNA. Its product is annotated as malate dehydrogenase. The record is from RefSeq and is a predicted model, not a curated record. Gene Ontology annotation, biological process: malate metabolic process. Lineage: Eukaryota; Viridiplantae; Streptophyta; Magnoliopsida; Malvales; Malvaceae. Gene Ontology annotation, molecular function: L-malate dehydrogenase (NAD+) activity.
AUUAUAUUUGAUUCCUUGCGUUACCUUUCUCUUCUUUGCUCCUCGGCUCGAAGUCUUCAGCUCACUCUCUCAAGUCUCCACUGAACUCUCUCCGAACGACAUCGUCGUUGUUUCUCUUCGAUCUCCGUCAAUGGCAAAGGAACCAGUUCGCGUCCUCGUUACUGGAGCUGCAGGACAAAUUGGGUAUGCCCUUGUGCCCAUGAUUGCUAGGGGAGUCAUGUUGGGUGCUGACCAGCCUGUGAUCCUUCACAUGCUUGAUAUCCCACCUGCAGCAGAGGCUUUGAAUGGAGUCAAAAUGGAGUUGGUGGAUGCUGCUUUCCCUCUUCUAAAAGGUGUUGUUGCUACAACUGAUGUUGUUGAGGCAUGCACCGGGGUCAACAUUGCAGUCAUGGUUGGUGGUUUCCCAAGGAAGGAAGGAAUGGAAAGGAAAGAUGUUAUGUCAAAGAAUGUGUCAAUUUACAAGUCCCAGGCUUCUGCCUUGGAACAGCAUGCAGCUCCAAACUGCAAGGUUCUGGUUGUUGCUAACCCUGCAAAUACCAAUGCAUUGAUCCUGAAGGAAUUUGCACCUUCAAUCCCUGCCAAUAACAUUACCUGUUUGACAAGGCUGGACCAUAACAGGGCAUUGGGUCAAAUCUCGGAGAGGCUAAAUGUCCAAGUUUGUGAUGUUAAAAAUGUGAUUAUCUGGGGUAAUCAUUCAUCAACUCAGUACCCUGAUGUCAAUCAUGCAACCGUUAAGACUCCAUCUGGGGAAAAGCCUGUUCGUGAGCUUGUAAAAGAUGAUGCUUGGUUGAAUGGAGAAUUCAUAACCACUGUCCAACAACGUGGUGCUGCAAUCAUCAAAGCUAGGAAACUCUCAAGUGCACUCUCUGCUGCCAGUGCGGCCUGUGAUCAUAUACGUGAUUGGGUCCUUGGAACUCCAGAGGGCACAUGGGUAUCCAUGGGAGUGUACUCUGAUGGUUCAUACAAUGUACCAGCUGGGCUCAUUUAUUCCUUCCCAGUAACUUGUAAAAAUGGAGAAUGGAAAAUUGUGCAAGGGCUGUCAAUUGAUGAAUUCUCAAGGAAGAAGUUGGACUUGACCGGUGAAGAGCUCAGUGAGGAGAAGGCAUUGGCAUACUCGUGCCUCACAUGAAUGUGUUCAUCAUUUAUGUAAUGUGUUUGUAAGAGCUGCAGUUCUGAAUAAAAGCAUUGUUAAAAUCUAGAGAAACUGUUAAUGAUGGGGAUACUGCCUCCCUGGAUCUUACAUCAUUACACCUUUAACUUGAUAUGGGGAUUUUGGAUUUUUGCUACCAAUCCCAGAUUUUAGCAUCAGUUUUAAAUGGGAUGAGGAAGAUUAUUGUGGUCCAUAUGAAAGUUAUGUUUCUUUAAUGUCCAA